Messenger RNA from Cricetulus griseus (Chinese hamster), 1503 nucleotides. RefSeq names its product iodothyronine deiodinase 2 (gene Dio2). Gene Ontology annotation, molecular function: thyroxine 5'-deiodinase activity. The record is from RefSeq and is marked validated. NCBI's taxonomy places the organism in Eukaryota, Metazoa, Chordata, Mammalia, Rodentia, Cricetidae.
UGGGCUUCCUUCUAAUUUAGUUUUUUCUCCUUCUCCCCCACCCCCACUCCCAACCUCCCCCAACCCUGGUCCCCCACCUCCUCUACCACCACCUUCUUUUUCAAAAAGUGGGUGAAGGGGGAAGCAGAGCACACAGGGGCCAGGCUGCGGAGGCAGAGAAGAUGGGACUCCUCAGCGUAGACUUGCUGAUCACACUGCAGAUUCUGCCAGUCUUUUUCUCCAACUGCCUCUUCCUGGCGCUCUAUGACUCGGUCAUUCUACUCAAGCACGUGGCGCUGCUGCUCAGCCGCUCCAAGUCCACUCGCGGAGAGUGGCGACGCAUGCUGACCUCAGAGGGACUUCGCUGUGUCUGGAAGAGCUUCCUCCUAGAUGCCUACAAACAGGUUAAAUUGGGUGAAGAUGCCCCCAAUUCCAGCGUGGUGCAUGUGUCCAAUCCUGAAGCAGGUAGCAAUUAUGCCUUGGAGAAGACAGCUGAUGGGGCAGAAUGUCACCUCCUUGACUUUGCCAGCGCAGAGCGCCCAUUGGUGGUCAACUUUGGUUCAGCUACCUGACCACCUUUCACGAGGCAACUGCCAGCCUUCCGCCAGUUGGUGGAGGAGUUCUCAUCAGUGGCCGACUUCCUGUUGGUAUACAUUGAUGAGGCUCAUCCUUCAGAUGGCUGGGCAGUGCCUGGGGACUCCUCUCUGUCUUUUGAGGUGAAGAAGCACCGGAGCCAAGAGGACCGAUGCGCAGCAGCCCACCAACUCCUGGAGCGUUUCUCCUUGCCGCCCCAGUGUCAAGUUGUGGCUGACCGCAUGGACAAUAAUGCCAACGUAGCUUACGGGGUAGCCUUUGAACGUGUGUGCAUCGUGCAGAGACAAAAAAUUGCUUAUUUAGGGGGGAAGGGCCCCUUCAGCUACAACCUCCAAGAAGUGAGGAGUUGGCUGGAGAAGAACUUCAGCAAGAGAUGAAUUCUAGAUUAGCUGGUUUAAAGGUGUGAUUGUAAUAGUGUUUAUUAUUUUAAAAAAAUAUGUAAAAGAAGUUGAGAACUGAACUGAAUCUACUAUUUCAACUGAAUCCCAUUGCCUCACUGAAAGACAGGGGUAUACCUGUCAGUAAACAAACCUCUGAACAUUUCAAUACUUCCUUUAGUACACAAAUGGCAUCAGGAUAAAUAGCAGCCCUGUUACCUCCCAUCUGAGUGAACUGAUCCAAGCUGGAGUGGAAGAAACCAUGAUUCAGUAUGUGUUCAUCCUUGCUUGCAAAAGAAGUGACUCUGCUAUAUGUGUGCUUUGGGACCAGAGGACAAGAGUUCCCUAAAUACCUAAUGUUAAGGGAAGCUACUACCUAUGACCUGAUGUAUUGUCUCAGCUUUAGUCAUCAGGAACAAACCCAACUGGAAACUCCCCCAAAACUUACUUAUAAUGUGAUCUUGAAGCCAUGAUGUGCACUUAGGACUGAGGUGUUAGUUCUAGUCAUGCAAUGCCUUGUGCUAGUAUCUGUAGCCCAGAAUUCCCAAGUGUG